AUGAGUGAAACAAAUCGCUCUUUCGUCCUCCGCGCCGUCCAGGACGUCGUCUUCGAAGACCGUAGCGUGCCCCCGCUGAAAGAUCCAUGGGAUGUGCGCAUUCAUGUUGCGCAGACAGGUAUUUGUGGCAGUGACGUACACUACUGGCAGCGAGGACAGAUCGGAGAUUUCAUUCUCCGGUCACCUAUCGUACUCGGCCAUGAGAGUUCUGGGACAGUUGUGGAGGUUGGUUCAGCUGUGAAGAAAGUCAAAGUUGGUGAUCGGGUGGCCGUUGAGCCCGGCGUGCCAUGCAGACACUGCAACUACUGCCGCAGCGGCUCAUACAAUCUCUGCCCGGACACGGUCUUCGCAGCGACUCCGCCGCACGACGGAACACUGUCCAAGUACUAUAGCACGCAGGCGGACUUCUGCUACCCGCUGCCGGCGCACAUGGAUCUCGAAGAAGGGGCGCUCGUUGAGCCGGUUGCGGUGGCUGUCCAGAUUACCAAGGUUGGCAAAGUGAAGCCGAAUCAGACAGUCGUCGUCUUCGGGUGUGGACCUAUCGGGCUGCUCUGCCAGGCUGUGAGCAAGCCGUACGCCGCGAAAAAGGUCAUCGGGGUAGAUAUCAGUCAGUCGCGGGCUGAGUUUGCGCGAUCAUUUGGAGCGGACGGUGUUUUUGUGCCGCCGGUUAGGCCCGAGGAUAUGGAUGACAAUGCAUGGAGCGAGGAGGUGGCGAGGAUGAUGAAGGAACAGUUCGACCUUGGCGAGGGGCCUGAUGUUGUGCUGGAGGCGACAGGUGCACAGGCAUGUAUCCAGACCGGAGUGCAUCUCACCAAGAAGGGAGGCAUCGGCAAGAUCGACGUGAAACGGCUCAUCACGAACAGGUACACGUUCGAGCAGGCCGAAGAAGCAUUUGAGCUGGUGCGACAGGGCAAAGAAAGUGUGAUCAAGGUGAUCAUUGGAGGUGUGGCUAGUUGA
Messenger RNA from Penicillium lagena, 957 nucleotides. RefSeq names its product NAD(P)-dependent alcohol dehydrogenase. Gene Ontology annotation, biological process: D-sorbitol catabolic process. Gene Ontology annotation, molecular function: zinc ion binding; L-iditol 2-dehydrogenase (NAD+) activity. The coding region runs from base 1 to 957 and encodes 318 amino acids. Lineage: Eukaryota; Fungi; Ascomycota; Eurotiomycetes; Eurotiales; Aspergillaceae. The transcript is spliced from 5 exons. The record is from RefSeq and is a predicted model, not a curated record.